ACGGAUCAGAAUAAGAAGUAGAGGCGUUCUGUACUUCUCCAGAUCAGGUUGAGGUAACUCCACAUACUCCUAAUGACAGUCAGUUAACGUUAGAUAGAUAACUAUAGCUACAGUAUUUAGCUAUACCUGUGCUAGCUUAACGUUAUAUCCCGUAUCGUUUGCAUUGUCCGCCUGGUUUGUUCACGCGACGUGAGUUGCUCAGUGUUGUAACUUAGCAACUACCGAGGACAUGGGACGGAAAGUGACCCUCGCUACUUGCUCAUUGAAUCAGUGGGCUUUGGACUUUGAAGGCAACCUGGAGAGAAUACUGAAGAGUAUUGAGAUUGCUAAAGCUCACGGAGCCAAAUACAGACUGGGUCCGGAGCUAGAGAUAUGCGGUUAUGGCUGUGCAGACCACUUCUAUGAGUCGGACACGUUGCUCCACAGCUUCCAGGUCCUGAGGAAGCUUCUAGAAUCGGCUGUCACCCAGGACAUCAUCUGUGACGUGGGGAUGCCCAUCAUGCAUCAUAAUGUGCGCUACAACUGUCGGGUCCUGUUCCUCAACAGAAAGAUUCUGCUGAUCAGACCUAAAAUGGUGAUGGCCAACCACGGGAACUACCGAGAGCUGCGCUGGUUCUCACCGUGGAAUCAGUUAAGGAAUGUGGAGGAGUAUUUCCUGCCCAGAAUGAUCCAGGAGGUAACAGGGCAGGUUACUGUCCCAUUCGGUGACUGCGUGCUGUCCACUAAGGACACCUGCAUUGGCACUGAGAUUUGCGAGGAGCUCUGGAACCCCAGAAGCCCCCAUAUUCAGAUGGGUCUGGAAGGAGUUGAAAUCUUUACUAAUUCGUCCGCCAGCCACCACGAGCUCCGCAAAGCGGACCAAAGAGUCAACCUGAUCAAGUCAGCCACCACCAAGAGUGGAGGCAUCUACCUGUAUGCCAACCAGAGGGGCUGUGACGGGGACCGCGUGUACUACGAUGGGUGUGCCAUGGUGGUCAUCAACGGAGACAUUGUGGCACAGGGAGCACAGUUCUCUCUGAAUGAUGUGGAGGUGAUUACAGCCACUCUUGACCUGGAGGAUGUGCGGAGCUACAGAGGAGAAGUGUGCCAGCCAAACAUGGAGCGUGAACCCAAACCUUGCCACAGGGUCAAAGUUGACUUCUCUUUCUCCAGUGGGGAUGAUAUCUUCCUCCCUACCCACCAGCCAAUAACAUGGCACUUUCAUACCCCAGAGGAAGAGAUCAGUCUAGGGCCGGCCUGCUGGCUGUGGGACUACCUGAGGAGAAGUGGACAGGCUGGUUUCCUGUUGCCUCUGAGUGGAGGUGUGGACAGCUCGUCCACCGCCUGUAUUGUCCACUCCAUGUGUACGCUGCUCUGCCAGGCCGUGAAGGACGGCAACGGCCAGGUGCUGGAGGAUGUCCGCAGGGUGGUAGGGGAUGACUCCUACCAUCCCCAGCACCCAGGGGAGCUGUGUGCUCGCAUCUUCACCACCUGCUACAUGGCCAGCGAGAACUCCUCAGAGGACACAUGCAGCAGGGCCAGAGAGCUGGCCAAUCAGAUCGGCAGCACACACAUGAAUAUUAACAUAGAUAUGGCAGUGAAAGGCAUUCUGGGUAUCUUCUCAGUGGUUACUGGAAGGUGGCCUCAGUUUCGCGCCAAUGGAGGAAGCCACAGAGAAAACCUGGCUCUGCAGAAUGUGCAGGCUCGGGUCAGGAUGGUCCUGGCCUACCUGUUUGCCCAGCUGAGUCUGUGGGCGCGGGGGAAGCCCGGUGGAUUGCUGGUGCUUGGCUCAGCCAACGUAGAUGAGAGCCUGACAGGGUAUUUCACAAAGUAUGACUGCUCCAGCGCUGACAUCAACCCAAUAGGAGGCAUCAGCAAGGAGGACCUGAAGAGCUUCCUGCUCUACUGUGUGGAGCAGUUCCAGCUCCCCGCUCUGAGAAGCAUCCUGUCCGCCCCGCCCACAGCUGAACUGGAGCCACUGACAGACGGACAGGUGUCGCAAACAGACGAGGCAGACAUGGGGAUGACCUACACUGAGUUAUCUGUGAUUGGACGACUGAGGAAGAUCUCCAAGUGCGGCCCCUUCAGUAUGUUCUGUAAACUCAUUCACAUGUGGAAGGAUGCGCUCUCACCCACAGAGGUUGCCCAGAAGGUCAAGCACUUCUUCCGCAUGUACUCCAUGAACCGCCACAAGAUGACCACGGUGACGCCGUCCUACCACGCCGAGAGCUACAGCCCCGAUGACAACCGCUUUGACCUCCGACCUUUCCUCUAUAACACUCGCUGGACCUGGCAGUUCAGGUGCAUCGACCAGGUGUCCCAGGAGACGGCAAACACCCCACGGCAAUAAGAACCUGAGGUCUUCAGUGUCCAGUGACUAUCCAUCCCAACUGUGAGAUCAAAAAGAUCAUAUAUUAUUUGGUGAUUUUGUGUAGCUUUCAGUCUAGCCAAAUACUUUGUACUGUGUUUGCAAGCGCAGGGCCAAGCAGGGGACAGAAUCACUUUUCUGGGACUAUAUAGAACCUUUGUUCUACCCAGUGGUGGAAUGUAACUAAGUACAUUUACUUAUGUACUG
This is a messenger RNA of Sander lucioperca (pikeperch), 2554 nucleotides long. It is a transcript of the gene nadsyn1, whose product is annotated as NAD synthetase 1. The transcript is spliced from 21 exons. Gene Ontology annotation, cellular component: cytoplasm. Gene Ontology annotation, molecular function: NAD+ synthase (glutamine-hydrolyzing) activity; ATP binding; glutaminase activity. NCBI's taxonomy places the organism in Eukaryota, Metazoa, Chordata, Actinopteri, Perciformes, Percidae. Bases 230 to 2329 code for a protein of 699 amino acids. The record is from RefSeq and is a predicted model, not a curated record. Gene Ontology annotation, biological process: NAD+ biosynthetic process.